Messenger RNA from Heterotrigona itama, 783 nucleotides. The record is from the annotation of a GenBank genome assembly. NCBI's taxonomy places the organism in Eukaryota, Metazoa, Arthropoda, Insecta, Hymenoptera, Apidae.
UGUGUCGAAGCAGCAGGCGAAGGCCUGUGCCUUAAAAGCGGCGUUGAUCUCAACGAGAGCGAGUUUCUCCCUCGGUACAAUCGGUUGGAUAAAUCGGUGGAAAAGCCUGAAUUACUUAACUUUCGCAACGAACGACGAUCUUUAUAUUUGUAUGUAAUGAGUCAGCGAGCAUGGUACACGGACGUGUAUGGCCUGAAUCGAAUGAUAGAAAAUGUAAUACUGGACGUUCAACAAUUCUCACCGGAGGAGAUCACGGUGAAGACGGUGGGUAACGACGUUAUCGUCGAAGCCAAACACGAGGAGAGACAAGACGAGCAUGGAUUUGUCAGCAGACACUUCGUACGAAGAUACGUCCUGCCUCCAUCUCACGAUGUGAUCAAUAUUACCUCGAGCCUUUCUUCCGAUGGUGUUUUAACUAUCACGGCACCCAAAAAGGAAGAGACGGCCAGCGGUGCCGAACGAGUCAUCGAAAUCACGAAAACAGGAGUGCCGGCGAGUAAACCGGUCAAAGUAGAAACGGCCGCGGAAGAAGACAAGUAAAAUCACCACGGCCGAGAACACGUUUCAACGCAAUUGGAUCUAUUUGUAUUUUCAAGCGUUUUCGCGUCUCAAUGUAAAAAAAAAAUAAAGGUAGAAUUUUGUAUAACAAUAAUCUGCGAAUCGGACAAAUCGUUCAUAAAUUGUUCAAACCCUUGGAUGAUAUAAAAUAUAUAAUGAUGUAAAAGAAUAUUUAUUCAAUGCUAGUAUAUAUAUAGAAUCUUGCAUUGUAAUGCCGUGGAAGCG